AUGAGAAACUUUGCUUUGAUUGUGAUCGUUAUUAUCUCCACAAAUCAAGUGGGCGGACAAUUAAUCCGCUAUACACUGUCAAGUACCUCCACUACCGUGAGUGCUCUUAUAGAUAUGUUUUAUCAACUACCGAUUUUUUCUGGGCCAUUUCGUGUGGCCGAAGAAAUUAUAAGCAGCGGCAGGGGUGCGAUUACGGGUGCGAUUACGUCAUUAUCGGGCACGGUAAUCCACGCCCUUGGUGGUCAUUUGCCGACUCUUAUCAACAAAACUAUACUAAAACAUUUUGACGACAUCGUUGCAGAUUACCACGCCGGUUUAGGGAAUGAAGACAUUACGCUUUCGAUUGAGAAAAUUAUUGAGAAAUACAAUCAUAAAGUGGAAAAACACUUUGUAACGACUGAGGAUCAAUAUUGUUUAACCUUAUUUCGAAUACCUAAUAAAGGACCAGCGGUGUUUUUGAUGCACGGUUUGCUUGGAAGUUCGGAUGAUUUUGUUGUUGCAGGCCCCGAAGGCGGACUGGCCUUCCUCCUUGCCAGAGAAGGCUAUGAUGUGUGGAUGGGGAAUGCUCGUGGCAACAAACACUCAAAACAACAUUUAAUCUUAAAUCCGUCGGACGCCAUAUUCUGGGACUUCUCAUGGCAUGAAAUAGGUUACUAUGAUUUACCGGCGAUGAUCGAUUACGUCCUCUCGUCUAAAAAUACCUCAUCGUUAAAAUAUAUUGGGUAUUCUCAAGGUACCACCACAUUUUUUGUUAUGACAUCUGAGAGGCCGGAAUAUAACGAGAAAAUUUCUGCAAUGAUCGCGUUAUCUCCUGUAGCUUUCAUGACGAAAGUAAGGUCACCCAUCGUCAGACUAUUCACGCCGGGAACUCCAUUAAUUUAUUACAUAACCAAAAUUUUCGGGAUACACGAGUUUCUACCGGACAACAACGUCAUUCGGAGUUUAAAGUUUCUUCUGUGUGGUACUCUGCCGUUGGCGGAAAUCUUGUGCAGUAAUGUGAUCUUCCUAUUUACCGGUUUUGGUUAUGAGCAAUUGAACGUGACCAAUCUUCCUGUACUAUACGGGCACAUGCCAGCCGGAGCGUCGGUUAAGCAGAUCGUGCACUUCGGCCAAGGAACAAUGUCUGGUGACUUCAAAAUGUUUGAUUACGGAUAUUUUAACUUAAAGCUGUACGGUAACAAAGAACCCCCACACUAUCACCUGUACAAAGUUGUGACACCUGUGUAUCUCUUCUACAGCGACGAAGACUGGCUUGCUCACCCUGACGAUGUCGAGAAGCUGUAUUCCAGUUUAGGCAACGCAAAAGAAAUGUAUAAAGUUCCAUUUGAACCUUUUACUCAUGUAGAUUUCAUUUGGGGAAAAGACGUAAAGACGUUGAUUUACGAGAAGCUGAAAACUAUCUUAUUAACACAUUAA
Messenger RNA from Bombyx mandarina (wild silkworm), 1416 nucleotides. Its product is annotated as lipase 3. The record is from RefSeq and is a predicted model, not a curated record. Lineage: Eukaryota; Metazoa; Arthropoda; Insecta; Lepidoptera; Bombycidae.